CCGUUCCGCCGUUCCGAUUUGGAAAGGUGGAACACACGUGUGAUUUGAGUAGCUCUCUCCCCUGUUCUCAAUCGCUAGCAAACCCGUAUACGCACGCGGACUCGGUUUCGCCGACUCGCGUUCCGGCCUAAAAGCUAUCGACCUGGCACACGCGAAGUCAUUCGAACCAGAGACUUGCCACUGACUUAUCCAAAAAAGGUCUUCGGCUGCGCUUUUCCUCCUUCCGUAGCACUCUCUCGGCAGCCUUCCACCGCACUGUUUCCGAGUUCCCAAAGUGCAGCUCGGCGGUUGCCACUCCGGCCCAGACCUCGACGCGUUUUUUCGCAUCUGCUAGCCCGCUUCCGUUGCAAAGUCACUGCGAGAGUCUCUCGCGGGAAAGGUGUACAGUUUCAUUUGUUACUCGGCGGCGCCCGCCUUGGUCGCUCUACUGCGACUCUUUUCCCUGGCUCGGUGCGCAAGUUCCUUCUGGAUUUGUUCGCGUAUCGAAUCCGCUUCUCGUCCACCUUUUCGCCAACUUGGUCCAUUUCUUCGUCGUUUCCGUCGCUCGUUCCGCUCCUGCGGACAGAAACAGCUGUUUCCACGCUCCCUUCUUGACACGCUUAUCAAUCCAUGAAAACGCAGGUGGCUCGCUGCCGAACGCUCGUGAAUGUUGCACGCUGCACAGUGGAAACACUUCGCGCGUCGACGUGGGGACUUGAGGUAAACCGCACAACCUGUAGUGAUGCUCACCUGUGCAUCUGAGUGCCAGGAAAGUCCGAGGCUUCGCCGCGAGCAGAGAGUGACUUCGUGUUUCGGAGCGAAGUGGAUUUUUCAGAGGCCUCUAGAUCGCCCACUCUCGAGUCGGCAAGUCUGGUUCUCGGACUUGGUUCUCCCAGCGGCGUCUCUCAGACGAAAAUGCUUUUGCCUCCGUGCCCCUGAGGCCGAUGGUGCCGUCUCAGCCGUUGCGGCGUCCGUGACUUAAACGGCUUUUUCUCUUUCGAGUUCACGCGGGACCAGGCGCUUUUUGCCCAGCUUUUUUGGGUCGAGGAUUUGUGACACCCUUCUCUCUUUCUCUACGAAGACCGCAGUCUUCUGACUUUUCUGGACCUGGAGGCAAGGCAAAGCCCAUCGCUUUUCUCGAGGCAGCAAAGACGGCUCGUUCCUUUUACGUUUUUCAGCCUCCAGAAACUCCCUAAGCACUGAAUCAGGUCUCUGUCCGUCUGGCAGAACGAGGGAACUCGAUACUUCGCUCGGAGGUGUUUGGGGGCCUUCUGUUGGCGGAAACGCACUUCGUGGUAAAGCGUGGAUUCUGACAGUCGUUAUCUCCUCUGUCACUGCUGCUCCUCGAACACCGACAUCGACGCUUCAGCCGAGACAGCGAGGCGGCUCGACUGCUUUCCGCGUGUCUCCGAGUUUCUGAGUUUCUGUCGCUGAGGCGCCCCACGCAUGCACCGACUCAGAAACGCGGCGAAAGCCACUGACUUCCAGCCUGUGGCUUUCUUCUCGAUCCAGCUCUCGCUGCUCUUCGCAGGAGCCUCCUCUUCGAAUUGAAACGCGAGAUGAAUCCCUCAGACCACACAGAGUCGCCAGGCCCCGGAGGCCGUCCCGGAGGCUCUCAGCUGAACUGGGGACUCUUUGAACAGUUUCUCUUGAUUGACUUGAAACCCACAGAAGCGGCGAUUUCUGCGCUGACUCUCGACGCGAAGCUGCGGAGUUCGUCUGCGUGGGCCGCGCUGUCUGCGGAGGGUCGAAGUCUCUCCGUGGACCAGAUUUUUUCUCUCGCUUCUGCGACUGGGUCGGAAGAAGAGCGCGCUACUUUCUCUCAUCUUUCCGCGGCUUUCCGCGUGUGCCCGGCCUUUCGAAAGUUGCAGGAGGCGCGACAGUUUGUCCUCACAGAGAGUCAGUUCACAGACCCAGAUUUGCCGAAGGGAAAUCGCGAGAAGUGGAAACCGAUCGUUGAGUUCUUCGGCAAUCUGUAUGCCCUAAGUGCCAGCUUCCUUCUCCCCAGCCCCUGCAGUUCUUCUUCUUCCUCUUCCUCUCCUUCUUGUUGUUCUCCGGACGCUUUUUCAAAGCGGGAGAACGACCGCGACUUGUCUUCUCCUUCGCUGUCACGCGAGUCUUCUUCUGUCUCUGCUUCUUCUGUCUCAAACAACCCUGCAUCGGCUGCGGUGUCUCCCAGAGAACACGGAAUCCUUGCCGGACGAAGGAUCUCUGCCGUCGAAAGGUUGAGGGAGAAAACAGACGUCAAUCUGCACAAACUGACGGACUUCUACUCGACCAUCCAAAAGGCUGCAAGAGCUUCAGCCAACGAAGGCUACGAUCCUCUGCCGGAGAUCCUGGAGAAAAUUCGGGAUUUCUGCGACAAACUCCAAAGCAAUGUCGACUCGUUUUUCUAUCCUUCUCAACUGCGCUUCGUCCUCGUUCUCCUCGAAUGCCCCUUCUACGAGGAAGACGGCAAUUUGAUUUCUCUCGUUGAACUUGUCCGAACUGUGAGCAUGCUGCAAGACGAAGCGAAACAGAUUCUGGUCAACUGGUAUGCGAAGAUCCCGGCUUCCGUUGUUCGCUCGCAUCUAGUCAACAUUCAACAGCUCAUCACUCUGCGUUUGUUAUCCUAUCCCGACAUGACGAGUUUGCGAGACGCGUUCGCGGCGCCUCUCCGACACGCUCUGCACACUCUUCACAUUCUGUACGUGGCGACGAAUCGGCGAGAAGAAGCGAGACGGAGAGCGCUGCCUUCGAGUCCGAGUUCCGGAGUUCGUUCUCCGACUUUCGCAUCCACUCGCGUCUCUGGAGAGGACAGUCCGAGGAGAGAAAGCAGAGAGGAAGACUCUGCGCCAGGGAAGAAGCGAGCUCCCGAAGUCGCCUUCCACGUGGAGAAGCGCACACGCACCGGGGCGGAUGGCGAGAGAGAAGGACGAGAAAACGAGGAAGAAGAUCCAAUCAGCUUCGAAGAAUUUCACAACGAUGCGAUAAACUCACAACACCAACUCCUCAGACACGAGUUCUCCCAGUGGCUCGACUGGCGCCGAUCGCUGGCCUCCAAGCAGAGACAGAACGGAGACGCCGGGGACAGUCAAGGCCCUCAGGACGCGUCGAGUUCCUCGGAAGAAAACGAAGAAGACUCGGGCGAAAUCCAAGACGUCAGAGGAGAACCGGAAACAGAAAACACACCAGAGAAGCACUCAGAAGUCACACAAAUCAAAGAUGCCGCCAACUCUUCAUCUUCUUCUUCAUCUUCUUCAUCUUCUUCAUCUUCAUCAUCAUCUUCUUCAUCUUCUUCAUCUUCUUCUACUUCUUCUCUCUUGUCUCCUGGGAGGGGGGAGAACAAAGAGAAGGUCCCCCGGUUUCGACACGCGGAGCUGUCCCUUCGGGAGGCGUACGCGCAAGAAACCGACUUUGCUUUGCUGCAGCAUCCUUUUGUUUUGGAUGCGGCGAACAAGGCGUCGGCGUUGAAGAGACAGGCUGCAGUCCAGCAGUUCCACCAGGCGCGACGCGUGGAGAUGGACGCCAUUUUCAGUCUCUUCACUGGACAAGAAACUCUAGACCGCAAUCCUUUCCUCGACAUCGUCGUGCGAAGAGAGCACAUCGUGCAAGACACGCUUUUUGAGAUCGAUCGUCGAAGUCGAGUUCCCAAUGCGUUGAAAAAGGCGCUGCGCGUGCGUUUCUCUGGAGAAGAAGGAGUUGACGAAGGCGGCGUGAAAAAGGAAUUCUUCCAACUUCUCGUCCAGGAGCUUUUCAGUCCUGGUUACGACAUGUUUUCGCACUGCGAAGAGAGUCGCCUGUGCUGGUUCAACCCAGUGUCGACGGAGGAGAUGGGGAACUUCCGGCUGAUAGGCGCUAUCUUCGGACUCGCCAUUUACAACGGAGUUCUCCUCGGUGUGAACUUCCCGUCUGUCAUCUUCAGAAAGCUCCUCGGCUGGCCCUCCGCCUCGCUCGGAGACUUGGCGGAGCUUCAGCCUGCCGUCGCCAGGAGUCUGCGUGCACUGUUGAGCGCGAGCGAGGAAGAUGUCGCGGCCAUGGGUCUGACUUUUUCUGUCGAACUUGAUCGCUACGGAGACCGCGUCGAGCUGCCACUGGGCACCCACGCCGUGAGCGACGAGGUCACUGUGGCCAAUCGGGAGGAGUACGUCCAGCUGUAUGUCGACCACGUUUUGAAUGUGUCGAUUGCUGAGCAGUACAGACACUUUGAGGAAGGAUUUCUUCGCUGUGUUGACGAAGCCACGAUUUCGCUCUUCAGACCCGAAGAACUGCAGCAAGUCAUUCUCGGCAGCGAAGAGGAGCUGAACUUCGACAAGUUAAGAUCGGCGACGUCGUACCAAGACGGCUACACGGCGGAGUCUCAGACCGUGCAAGACUUCUGGGCGGUUGCAGAUGCCCUUGACAGCGUUCAGAAGAAGAAACUGUUGAUGUUUGUCACAGGUUCCGAUCGCGUCCCCAUCAAAGGCCUGUCGAGUCUCAAAUUCGUCAUCGGUCGCAACGGCUCCGACACAGAUCGGCUUCCGACCGCCCACACGUGCUUCAAUUUUUUGCUGUUGCCGGACUAUCAAAAUCGCGAAAAACUGGAAAAGUUGCUGCAAAUCGCCAUCGAAAACUGCCAAGGGUUCGGUCUGCGCUGAUUUCAAAAAAGACGAAGAAACGAGCGCAGGGAAGCUCUUCGAUGGAGAACGGUCAGGAGCGAGGAGAAUCCAGAACAGGAAACGGGAGUGAAGAAAGUGAAAAAACAGUGGAAGCGAGAGGAAAGAAUGCGUGGGCGGACGGAUGUGCAACGCGGCUAUCCGCGUACAGAAAAAAAAACAGAAUCGACAUCUGUGUUUUUUUUGUAUCUAAUCAGAAGCCUUAGCCAGAAACACACGGGAGGGACUCUCUCCUCGCUGUCAAUUCACGUUCAGAUCCGAGGCUUGUAUAUGUAUAUCCGCAAUACAUAUAUAUAUAUAUAUAUAUAUAUACGUAUUUACGCGCGCUGAUAUGUUUAUACAUAUGACAUAUAUUUAUGUGGGUAUAUGUAUACGUGUAUAUUCAUUACUGUAUUUAUCUAUCUCGGUGUGUGCUUAUGCAUGGAUAUACAUGUGCCGACAGCCGCUUAUGUGAUGAGGUGCCUGUACGGCAUCUAAAGCAAAGAGAAGGAAGAGGGUUGCCCUCCGUUCAUGUCCUGAAUUUUCAGGUGUUCUGCACAAAAUGUUCACAUCCGCAGUUUGACUGAGGAAACACGCAUGCAUCGACAAAUGCAUUUUUAUUUUUUCUGUUUCAAUUUCUUCGGUUCGUCUCUUUAACCGUCAGCAGCCUUCUGAUUAAGCUGCUGUACCUCCACUGAUACAUGGACAAGGACACCUCCACAUCUUUAUACAUGUGUGCAUUUGACGAGACAUCUGUUUGCACAAUUGUAUGCAUGCAAGUAUGUAUUUCAAUCGAUCUAUAUCCAUCUAUAUAUUAUAUAUACAUAUAUAUAUAUAUAUAUAUAUAUAACUCUCUCUCUAGAUGCCUUGACGACAACAGCCUAUAAGACAAGUAUCUGCAUUUGUUACUGUGAGACUUGUACACCGUUUCCUCAUACAGUGCUCGUAGCUACCUUAUCCAACUUUAUAAAUGUUCUGGUGCAUUAUAUAUAUAUAUACAUACAUAUAUACAUCUUCAUGUGCAUGUACAUAGAUCGACAUUCGCAGGCAAAUGCAUAUAUGUACACUGUUGAGUGUGUGAGCUGGCACUUUGCUCGUCUCGCUAUCGCGGCGAUCAGGACUUUCCUAGGUGUUUUUUGAAAUUCGAGAGCAGUGUCGGGACUGCGCAGACGAGACGCUUGCAGUGACAAGGAUCAAGAUGCAAGCCGUAGAGGGACUGUGUUCUUCGCCGCCGCACUGGACAGUCGAAAGCGUACACUUCGCCUUCUGUUAAAAUGAGGAGUGCUUUUGGCUUUCCACUCAUCAGGCGGAGCGUGGAGUUCUUUUGUUGGGUUUGAGAAAAAGAUUUGCGUCUUCGCCCUCUGUCGACGAGAGAUUGUUCUUGUCACAGCGAGGCGACGGAAGUGGACUGGAGGAGACUCACAUCCACAGAGACUCAUGUCCGCCACGAUCCGAGGUGGAAGAGAGGCACUCGAAAAACGACCUGACAAACUCGAAAUGUGGAUUUCUUUCAUGUGAGCUCACCCGCUGCACAUUCGCACAACUGUCGGUCUACAUCUUUAUUUGAGUGUGUGUUUUUUCAUCUAGGUAGACGCGUGCAUUACACCUGGUGUAUGCAUUCAAUGUAGAGAAUGUGCAUUUCUGCGGAUAGACUUUCCUGUACUUCUUGAUCUGUACAUGGAUGCACACAGG
Molecule: messenger RNA, 6284 nt
Organism: Toxoplasma gondii ME49
Lineage: Eukaryota; Apicomplexa; Conoidasida; Eucoccidiorida; Sarcocystidae
Product: E3 ubiquitin-protein ligase, putative
Exons: 14
Coding region: 1539-4595 (1018 amino acids)
Biological process (GO): protein polyubiquitination
Molecular function (GO): ubiquitin protein ligase activity
Source: RefSeq, a predicted model, not a curated record